This is a messenger RNA of Camellia sinensis, 1368 nucleotides long. The record is from RefSeq and is a predicted model, not a curated record. Lineage: Eukaryota; Viridiplantae; Streptophyta; Magnoliopsida; Ericales; Theaceae.
UAUCACUCUUGUUUCCAUAUCUAAGCCAUCUUCAUGGAGAAAACUUGGUUCCUCUAUUUAACUGCAGUGUCCUUUGCACACUGUUUCUUCGCCUGCUUGGCUAUGAAUGGUCCCAACUCCACCACUGAUCAAUCUGCUCUUUUAGCCUUCAAAUCCCAUAUCACUUUCAACCAUUCUCAUCACAUAUUGGCAAAUAACUGGACCUCUGCCACCUCAGUCUGUGACUGGAUUGGUGUCUAUUGCGGCAAGCGCCACCGCAGAGUGACAGCCUUGAAUCUCGCAAACAUGGGUCUGGGAGGCACCAUCCCACCCCAUAUUGGAAACCUCUCAUUUCUAUCCUACUUCAACAUCACCAGCAACACUUUCCAUGGUCAUCUUCCCGAUGAGUUGGCUCGAUUGCGUCGCCUAAAUGCAGUCGACUUUGGUGAUAACAACUUCGGUGGAGGUGUUCCGUCAUGGUUUGGAAACUUACCCAAGCUUCAAUACUUGCGUCUCGCAAACAACAGUUUCACUGGUUCAGUUCCACCUUCCACUGGCAAUAUAUCAACAUUAGAGUCUCUCAAUUUGAGGUUCAAUUUUCUAGAGGGAAGAGUUCCUGAAGAGAUCGGUCAUCUUUCUAAACUGAAGACGUUACGCAUGGGAUAUAAUAAUUUGUUGGGGUCUAUACCGCCAACCAUCUUCAACAUCUCAUCACUUGAAUUGAUUGAUUUCACAUAUAGUAUGAUGUCUGGUAGUCUUCCGCAGGAUAUGUGUGUUUUUCAUCCUAAACUUGAAAUUCUCCGUCUUUCCGGGAAUGAGUUUGAUGGCCAAAUUCCAUCAACUCUAGGUGAAUGCAGAGAGCUCCAAAUCAUAUCAUUGUCUUCCAAUAAAUUCAGUGGUUUCAUCCCAAAGGCAAUUGGGAAUUUGACUUUGCUUCAGAUUUUAUAUCUUGGUGAUAACAAUUUUGAAGGCAAAAUUCCACAAGAACUAGGUAGUCUACAUAGUUUGGAGAUGUUAGGUAUGGAAUCUACCAACAUCACUGGUCUCAUACCAUCUUUUAUAUUUAACAUCUCUUCAUUGAAAGGGCUUGGUCUACACACCAAUAAUUUAUUUGGUAGUCUGCCAAGGGAUAUGUGCUCGCAUCAUUCCUCGCUCCAAAUGAUAUAUCUUGGGAACAAUAAAUUGACGGGAAACAUUCCAAGGGCAAUCCGUAACUGUACCUUGCUCUCAAUAUUUUAUAUUGAAGGAAAUAACUUAACAGGUAACCGAUCCACCUCUCAAACUUUAGUUGUUGAUGCCACCUCCAAGGACGUUUGGAUAAAAAUUCAGAAGUUCGAAUUAAAUUUGGACGAGUUUGGACAAAGAGAUCAAACAACUCGACCAAUUUGA